AUGUCAACCGGAUUGGCAUUUCGUACCUUCACUAUCCGUUGGGUUGUUCUGCUAGGUCUUGCAUCUCUUUCUGUUAAUGCCCUCACAGUCACCCACCCUUUUGCAAACACAAAUAUUGUCGCAGGCGAAGAUACUCUGGUAUCCUGGAGCGAUGUGAAUGCAGGAACAACCAGCAUCCUUGGCGCCAUACUUUUGGUGAGACGAUCAAAGAGGAAAAAUGAGCCUGAACGAAAUAUCCAAAGAGCCUCCAACCUAUUUAAAGAUCCAAGCGGACACCACGGAACCGGAGGAUUCGAUGAAACUGAUAAUAUCAAAGACGCACAACACCUCCAUCAUCAAAGCCAAAUCCAAAACCAGAGCGGUGGUUACACAGAUUACCGCCAGCCUCAAUAUCCGGCCUACGCAGAACCUAACAACAACUAUGCCGACUAUGGAUACGGUGGAGACAAUGGUGGCGGUUACUAUCCUCCAUCUGUACCGAUCGGAAGGUUUGAAAACAGUGGAUACCAUCGGCAGAGUAAUGUCGUGAGCCCUAGUCCUGGUCCCGGCCAGAACCAAGGCCAGAACCGAGGAAUUCCAUACUCUCCUCCAAUGCAGACAAUGCCAGCACCCAUGCAAGAGUAUAGUUCGAGUAGAUACCAGUAUACACCUCAACUGCAGUUCCAACCACAGUGGCAAGAACAGCAGAAUUAUUACGACUAUCCAAACGACCCUACAGGAGGAAUGAACGAAAUGCCACCAUCUCAUAACCAACAAGGAUUCUAUUACCCUCAAUACGACCAAUACGACCCAUACCUACAGCAGCAGCAACAACAACAGCCACCACUUCCACAGCAUUCUGUAGUAAACCAACCAAUGGCUAUGCCAGGUUAUGCACCUCAGCAACAACAAUAUCCUAUUGAUUCUAGAUCUCCUGAACCUAUUAUUGUCUCCCAAUCUCCUCCCCCACCCGGAGCCAAUAGUAAUAUAUCUGAUGCAAGGCAGUCAAGGAUGUCUUCUGAUCAGAGAAAUUCUUUUGACCAGAGAAAUUCUUCUGAGCAGAGAACAUCUAUGCCCGAAGAUCAAAGACGUGUAAUGUCGCCAACACGAGCAGCACAGGACAGUUCUAAAUUAGUUGUGUAA
Messenger RNA from Phycomyces blakesleeanus NRRL 1555(-), 1122 nucleotides. RefSeq lists its product as hypothetical. The record is from RefSeq and is a predicted model, not a curated record. NCBI's taxonomy places the organism in Eukaryota, Fungi, Mucoromycota, Mucoromycetes, Mucorales, Phycomycetaceae. The transcript has 2 exons. Bases 1 to 1122 code for a protein of 373 amino acids.